Messenger RNA from Mesorhabditis spiculigera, 2253 nucleotides. NCBI's taxonomy places the organism in Eukaryota, Metazoa, Nematoda, Chromadorea, Rhabditida, Rhabditidae. The record is from the annotation of a GenBank genome assembly.
AUGACGAUUGAGCAAGGCCGGAAAAAUGGGGAGCAAUCUUCAAAGAAACUCUUCCCGGUCGCACAUGUUGAUACUAGCAAAUUGAAGUCGCGUGACGAUGAUUUGCCGGCCAACCUGAUCCAGAGCCAUUCGGAAGCCCAGUGGCAAGCUAUUGCCCAUUCAACAAAGCAGCUGGCCAAGGAUUUCAAGAAAUUUUCGUAUCUUCUUGAUGCGAAAAUUCAAGCGAAAACAGGCGGACCUACGAUUGGGGAGUCAUCGGAUGGACAGGAAUCUGACGAAGAGGAUGUGGACGAUGAGGGGGCCGACGAAAUGUCCGAAAAUGAUGAGGAAGAAGACGGGAGCGAGGGGGAAAUGGAAGACGAAGAGGAAGAAGCCGAUCUUUUCAAUAUGAAAGAGGCCGAUUUGGAAAACCUCGAUGAGCAAUUGAAAGCCCUUGAUUCUGACGUCGAUGAAGACGCAAUCCCGACGAAGACCACGAAAUCUGUGAAAUACCGCAAAACGCCGGUCGACGACAAAUUUUUCUCGCUGCGUCGCAUGGAGGCUGACAUUGACGAAUUAGAAAAUAUGGCUCUCGAUGAUGAUUUCGGACUCGGGGAUAUCGAUGACGAAUCGGCACGAGAACGCUACAAUUACAAGGAUUUCUUCGACGACCCGGACGAUGCUGCCCCAGUUCCUUCGGAAAAGCGAGGAAAAAAGAGAAAGAAUGUUGCAGAUGAGGUUGAAAAGCCGAAGAAGAAGAAAACGGUCAGAUGGGAUGAUGACCAAGGGGAGGACGAGGAAGAAGAUGAAGAUGUGGAAGAUGAGGCCGAUGGAGGAGACGAAGAAAUUGAGGAUGAGGAGAACGACGAUCAGCCGGUGCUGUUCGGACAAGGAUCAACAGAAACUGGAGAAGAAGAGACCGGGUUAGCGCAGAGGAUGAAAAAGAUCAAAGCUCGGAUCGAAAAGCUGGAAACCGAAAACUUGGCUCCCCGAUCAUGGGAACUGCAAGGAGAAGUCGCGGCCAAGGGACGAGAAGAGGAUGCCCUCUUGCAACAACACAUCCAAUUUGAGGCCACAAAUAAACGACCGCCCGAGGUGACGGAAGACUUUGACGCCAAGCUUGCCGGAAUCAUUCGUCAGCGAAUCAAGGACAACGUUUGGGACGAUCCGCAACGUAAAAUCAAGAAAACCGAGACCACCGAGCCAUAUCGUAACGAACGGAUAGAAGACCGACAACAGAUCAAGCAAUCUCUAGCUGAAGUCUACGAAAAGGAAUAUCAGAAAAAUUCUGGGCAAGUUGUCGAAGAAACAAAAACUGACCCUCUGCACGAAGAAAUUGAUGGGCUGGUUCGAUCGUUGUUCCUGAAUUUGGACGCACUGUAUCACUACGAAUUUGCGCCGCCAUCGCUCAAGCCUGAACUGAAGAUUGUUUCCAAUAUGGCGGCGCUCAAGGUUGAAGAGGUCGGCAUGAUGGCUUCGACUGAUGAGCAACUACUGGCCCCAGAGGAGACACAAAAACAUCAUAAGGGCGACAUCAAGGCCGAUGAAGAGCGUACAAAGACGGACAAGCUACGUGCGAGGAGAAAGAAGAAGAACCGCCAACAUGUCAUGGCCACGCGUGUUCUUGGGAAAGAUGGUGGCAAGAUUGGCGCUGGUGAUGCUCCCAAAAAGGAAAGAACCGCUCAGAAAACACAUAAAGCCAAGGAAUUCAUGCAGCAACUCAACGAGACGGUGCGAGCUGAGAUUGAGAAAAAGUCGACGAAAGCCGACAAAAUCGCUAAAGCCAAAAAGGAGAUGCGAUUAUCACUUGUGCAGCGAAUAGCGUCAUCGAGUUCUUGGAUGAGCAAUAAGACCGGGUUUGGACCCAACCGUCUCUACAAGAAGGGCGUCCAUUUCGUUGGAACCGAGCCGGCCGAGUUGAAAUAUCAUCAGCUUCAAGACAAGAAACCCGGCGAAAAUUAUGGUCUGCAGGGAACCAAUCAUCAGCUUCCCGGUGUUGGAAAGAUCCACAGUAAGCUCCCCACGAAGGUCCACAUGAAGAAGGACAAGGUCUACGCAUGGUGCAGUUGCGGCUACAGCGGGACUCAGCCACUCUGCGACGGUACUCACAACAUGACCCACACGCCGAAAACAAACCUCAAGCCAGUGCGAUUUAUACCAGAUCGGGAUAUGACUGUGUGGCUGUGCAACUGUAAGCAAACCAAGAAUCGACCGUUCUGUGAUGGUUCGCAUAAAAAUAUCAAGGAUGACGACAAGUUGGCCGGGCUUUUUGAU